Messenger RNA from Acaromyces ingoldii, 2199 nucleotides. Its product is annotated as cytochrome P450. NCBI's taxonomy places the organism in Eukaryota, Fungi, Basidiomycota, Exobasidiomycetes, Exobasidiales, Cryptobasidiaceae. The record is from RefSeq and is a predicted model, not a curated record. Gene Ontology annotation, molecular function: monooxygenase activity; oxidoreductase activity, acting on paired donors, with incorporation or reduction of molecular oxygen; iron ion binding. The transcript is spliced from 3 exons. The coding region runs from base 1 to 2199 and encodes 732 amino acids.
AUGAUGAACUUUCUGGUCACUCAUCUCGACCUACAAUGGCUCGCAUGCGUCACUUUGUUGCUCGGUGUGGGCGUUCCGCUCGCACUCGUCGCCCAGCGGCUGUGGCGCUACACGACGUGGCUGCGCGACCUGGACGGCCCAAUUACAAAAGACUACUUCAUGGGUAACUGGUCCGAGUUCCAGAAAGAGGACAUCAUGACGGUCAUUCUCCGCUGGAUCGAGACGCACGGCGAGGCGUUCCGCGUCUGGGCCUUCCUCGGUGAGCCUCGACUGCUGGUGACGGACCCGGUCGCGCUGGACUACAUCUUCGUCAAGAAGGCGUACGAGUACCCCAAGCACCCUUCUUCGAUUCGCCUCCUGGGCCAGCUGAUGGGACCUGGCCUCAUCGUGGCAGAGGGAGAACAGCACAAGCGGCAGAAGUUGACGCUGCAGAAGGGCUUCGCACCGGCCAGCGCCAAGAUGUACCACGACGUCUUUACUUCGCACGCUGCGCGCUUGAGGGACAGGCUCCUCGAGAGCGUCGAGAGAGAAGGAAAAGAGGUGGAGGAGGCUACCGACGGGAUGCGAGGGGUCAAGCUCGAUGUCCUCCGCCCCGUCUCGAGGGCCUCGCUCGAUAUCCUCGGACAAGCAGGAUUCGGCCACGACUUCGGCGCUCUCUCUCAGCCAGGCAUGUUUGGAAGGCUGUUCAAGAAAGGCAAGCCGUCGUCGGGUGAAACGAGCGCAAUGGGACCAGAGAAGGGAGAAGACGGAGUCUCGUCCCACCCGCUAUCAAGGGCAUUCGACAGCAUUCUGAGCCUCGUUCUCGAGGCGCAAGGCAGUCUCUUCUACUUGUUUCGUGAGAUCGUUCUGGGAAACUUUCCGGCUCUGGAGGCCUUUGGCUUUGGGGCCCUCAGCCCGACGAUGCAGAAAGCCCGAGAUGUCCUUGACCAUGAAGCCCGUCUCAUUCUCGAUAGGGCUUCGGAGCACCAUAGGCGUUUGCACGCAGGCCUUCUACUUGAUGGCGACGACGAUGAAUCGGGAGCAGAUGACGGCAGGAUCCUCGUCCGAACAGGGAAGGCAUCGAAGCGUCGAAAUGACAUUUUGGCCACGCUGAUGAGGGCCAACGCCAAUUCCAAGCGUUCCAAUCCACAGUCUCCGGCCCCAUCAGCCCUUUCUACACCGUCCUCUUCGCCUCCGCUAACGCCCGCUCCUGCAGCAUCAGCGACCAGCACUUCGCUCUUCAUGGCGGCUCAGCAACAGCAGAUGUCGAGUCCACCUCCUCCACGCAUGCCCUCGCUCCUCUCCCAGCUCGCUCGUCGAUGCAGAAGCAGCUCCUUUCAGCGCCAAGACGUCCGACAAGCAGCACUUAAUUCGCCUGUUCCAAUGACCAGAACAGUGAUGGACAAGGCGAGCUUGUCGGACGAAGAGCUCAUGGGCCAGAUGACGACUCUGAUGUUUGCCGGACACGAGACCACGUCGGUGCAAACAACAUGGUUACUCCUCGCCCUGGCUAGAAAUGUCCGUGUGCAGGACAAGCUUAGGAAAGAAAUUCGAGAUCUUCGAGCGUCAAAGGGCCUCAAUGUUCAGAGCAGGGCACCAUUCCGUAUACCCAACAGCGAAGAAGAGGAAGAAGAAGAGGAUGACAACAGCAGGGAAUUGACAUAUGAGGAGAUUCAAAGUCUAAAGUACCUCGACAAUGUGGUCAAUGAAGGGCUGAGACGGUACGGUGCGAUCCACACGACGUCGCGCAUGGCGACAAAGAGCGACGUGAUCCCUGUCGACCCAGCGAGAAGCCCCGGCGCGCCAAAGCAUGGCGUUCGAAUCGAGCCUGGUACACUCAUCAUUGUACCCAUCGAGGCAAUUGGGCGCCUCAAAAGCCUAUGGGGAGAAGAUGCCGACGAAUUCCGGCCAGAAAGGUGGGAUGAUAACGAGCAAGCUUCAAUGGAGGGCAAGAGGCUCUACACAAAAGCGGGCGGUCCGGCCUUCCUGCUCGGACCGAGGGCCUGCAUCGGCAAUCGCUUUGCGAUCGCCGAGCUAAAGGUGCUCCUUGUCACCCUGGUUAAUGCCUUUGAGCUCAGACCGUCAUCGCACCAUGUCGUCCCCACUCGCUGGAUCGUCUCAAGACCUUUUGACCGGAAAUCUGGCAUCGAGCAAUGUCCCUUGCUUAUCUCAAAGGCCUCUUCCACCCCUAUUCCUGGCAGUGCUACUCCUUCUGUGUGA